This is a messenger RNA of Plasmodium coatneyi, 2946 nucleotides long. RefSeq names its product Vesicle transport protein. NCBI's taxonomy places the organism in Eukaryota, Apicomplexa, Aconoidasida, Haemosporida, Plasmodiidae. Gene Ontology annotation, biological process: intracellular protein transport; vesicle-mediated transport. The coding region runs from base 1 to 2946 and encodes 981 amino acids. The record is from RefSeq and is a predicted model, not a curated record. The transcript has a single exon.
AUGAACGUGACGGAUGAGCUGAGGCAGCAGGAACGGACCCAGCUGCUUAACAUAUUCAAACGGUUCAAAGGGGACAAGUGCCUCUUUUUCGAAAAGUCCUUGCAUAUCAUCCUGAACGUGGUCCUAAACGACGAUGACAUUAAAAAAGAACGCAUAGAGCAUGUAUUCCUCCUGGACAACGAAACAGAAGUUAACGUGAGCAAGCUGGACAAGGUGAAUAACAUCCUCUUCUUUUUGCGCCCCAACUUUUAUGAAGUCGAAAAUGUCUUUAAGAUAAUUGAAAGGGUUGCAAAAAGUGAGGGAGACAAAUUGGGAGGGAGCCAACUUGGGGGGGAGGAUCCCCCCGGGGGUGGUAGAAGAAAGUAUGCCCUGGUUUUCAUUCCCUACAUGACUCCGAUGUGCGAAGCGGAAAUAUUAAAACACAACCUCUUGGACAUCCACAUUCGUGUGAUCGUCUUUCCUCUUUACUUCUUCCCACUGUACAAUGAUGUCUUCAGUCUGGAAAUAAAGGGACUCUACAAGGAGUAUUACGUGGACGGCGAUUUCACCAACCUCCUAAUGUGUUCCUUCAGCCUUAUGUUUCUACAACACCUUUUCAAUGGAGUUUUCAGAAGUAUCAAAUCCUUGGGUCAGUUAUCACACUUUAUAGUAGAACAGUUAAUACAACUGAGGAAGGAAAUUGUGGCAACCAACUUCGACAUACAGCCACCCAACAAGUUCGAUGAAGACUUCCUAGACGUCAUUACCAAUUUGCAAAACGUGCAGGACGUCAGACACGUCCAAGAUUCAGGACAACCACUCGCCAUCCCGCUGAAGUACGCUCUGCAUAAAAUUUUCCUCUCGGAGCGCAACCGCGGAAGGGCCAGGAGGAGCAGUCACACAACCAGCAAAGGGCAGAAAGGGACCCAUUCAGGAAAACCACCCCCUGGAGAGAAGAAAAAUAGGGGAAAUAAAUCCCAAACGGGGAGUUGCUCGGAGGGGGAGGAAGAUAACGAAGCUGAAGCUGACGGUGAAGAUGGUAGUGAAGAGGGCAGUGAUGACAAUGAUGAUGAUAGUGACCGUGACGAUGCGGUGGAGGGAGACCCCCCCGGGGGGAUCGAAGACCCACCAAACGGAACGGAAGAAAAAACACUCAAGCCGGAGGAACACCCACAGGGGGAAUCGACAAGAACGCGCAACGAACAGUCGAUUAAGAGGGAAAUGCCAUCACAGGAAAUAUUCGUACAAACGGGAGGAGUUUCGCCAAACGGACAGGUAAAUAGCGACUCUCCUUCAGACCGGUCAAGGAAAUCCAGAGGGGGAAUUAAAAAAAGAGACACCUCCAACAGUGGCAGGGAUGGAAAUAAAAGUCCAACCUCCAGUGAGGAGGAAAUGCCCCCCACUACUACAGGGCGUAAAGCAGGGCAGAUAAAGGGAGCCAUGCAGGGGAAGACAAGGAAAGAAGGUCUACAUGGCCGUCCCUCCAAAGGGGAAGCCAAAAGGGUAAUCCAACCAUUCGAGGAGAAAGGAACUGACUCAUCGGAAGAGGCAUCUGUUACGGGGGAAGACUACGAGAGCAACUCGGCCAGCACGGGUCCCAAUUUCAUGGCGAAGGAAGACAAUACAAACUUCCUAUUGAAAAAAAAUGACAAGCAGGAGAUGGAACGGAAAAACAAAAGGGAGAAAAGCUACCUACAGGAGAAGCUAGGUAUAGCUAACUUUAAUUUCCUCCUUAACGUGUCCACGAAGGUUGACUCCUGUGUGAUCAUCGACCGGAGGAUUGACAUGGUGACUCCCUUUUGCACACCCUUCACGUAUGAGGGGUUACUGGACCACCUGUUUGGCAUCUCCAACUUACAAAUAGAAGUUCCUCGGUAUAUUAUAUUUAACGAGGUGAAUAAUCCAGGGGGGGAAGCCAAAAAGGAAAAGAAGGAACAACACCACAACCAGAAUAACAGGGAUGUUUUAAAAAACAUGAUGGUGAGGAUAAAGCUGAAGAACUCGGUGGAUGUGCUCUACAACGACAUAAAGGAUCUGAGUCCAAACCAAGUCGGGUUGUACCUGCACAACAAAGCUAGCGAAAUACAAAAAACAUACAAGGAAAAGGAUACACUGAAGGACAUAGAAGAGAUAAACCAGUUUUUGAAAAAAAUUAAAGUGAAGCAUUUUGAACACAAUUCCUUGUCCACUCAUGUGAAUCUCGCUUCCUUCAUCCUAACGACAAUGAAGAAAGAACCCAACUUUAAUAAGCUCAAAUUGGAAGACGAAAUAAUUCAGUUAAAUAGUACAUCCAGUAGGACCACUCUACAUAACAUCGUCCAGCAGAUUCAACUUCUUAUAUAUUCCAAUGAAGACGUCUACGAAGUGUAUCGACUUUUGUGUCUCUUCUCUGUCGUAACAAAUGGCUUCAGUGAGACCUACACCAAUGAACUGAAGAAAGACAUCCUCGAGAAUUAUGGCAUAAAUGAACUGAGUCGUAUAAAUAAGCUGCAUCUGUGUAACAUUCUAAAACAACAACCGAAGCAGAAGUUCAUUUGGAGCCAUUUGAGGAACCACUUCAAUCUACUCUCCAAUGAGCACAACGAUAUAUCCUACGUUUGUAAUGGGUAUGCUCCUCUUUCUGUCAGGCUAAUAGAAUACAUGGGCAUAUUAAAAAACAACAUGCAGGCUUUUCCAGAGAUAUUUAAUCUGCUGAGCGGACCUACCCUCGAUAUUGUACAGAAUGCCGUUGGAUAUGGCAAGUUUGGCAUCGACACGGGGAAGAGGGCACCCUGGGGGGAAGACGCACACGCAGAUGCAGACGCACAGAAGGACGUUGUGCUGCUUUUCUACGUGGGUGGCAUUUCCUACGCGGAGAUAGCCGCCAUCCGUAACCUGAACCGGCACAGCCAGACCUACCACUACUUGAUAUUCACCACGGAGGUCAUCAGCUCCAGGCGCCUCCUGCAGGGCCUCGCCGCGCCAUAG